AUGCUCGCCGCCAGGGUAAGGGAGCUCGCGAAAUUCAUCAGUCACCAUGGACUCGAAGUUCCUCCUAUGAGUCCAGAAAAUACUGAGACAUUAUCGUACACCUUGAAGGCCCUAAAAAUCGCCGAUCUACAAACUCACCAGAUCCAAGCCCAGCAUGACGAUGGGAAUGAUGCAAUUCAAGAGAACUCUGCCAACUCAGGCCCGGACUAUAGCUUUGAACCCUCUGGUGGCAUAGGAGUAACGAUGAACCGCCCGAUCGUUGUUCCCUCGUCUGAUAGCUCUCAAGCCGACCCAUCUCGAGCUACUCAAGGUUUGAUGGGAUUGGCGAAUGUGAUGACAGACAACGCAACAGAUCACCAAUCUGCUGGAAUGUGCAAUAUCGCCGCCGAAUCCAUGGUUUCAGAUUCUGAAGAAUACGCCGGCCGCGAUGCAGCAGGCUUCGCUCCCUAUGAUCCUGUCCACCCAAGCUCAGCCACAGUACGACAGUCCGGUCUCAGUGAUCAACGCACUUGUUAUUCUAUGAGUUUAGAUAGCAACGUUAGCUCCACGGAACCUAUUGAUGAGCUUGCAAAUCAGCUAUCCGACUGCGUGGGAACUCUCCAUAUACGACCUGAAGGACAUAUCCGGUUCUACGGACCCACAUGCGGCUUUAGUCUUCUCAGGAUAUCAGCAACAGACGUCACCAUGAAUGUUCAUCGAACUGUUCGGAACGAUGGAGCUGAGCAUCUGGAUCGUCUUGGACUCAACAGCAAAGUGCCGUCCGCUAUUGAGGAGCACUUGAUUGAGCUUUAUUUUACCUGGCAAGACCCAUCAUGCCAUGUUGUGGAUCGUAUCAUGUUCGAGAAAUCGAAGCCAACAUGCCAUGACCAGCUUGAGGGCACAGCGUACUACUCGGAGUCCUUGCGAAAUGCUAUAUGUGCUUUGGGGGCGGCUUUCGACACUCGAUACCAUCCGACAUUUAUGACAUUCCCUCGAUCCGUCGCCGAUUUCUUCGCCGACAGGGCUAAGGCUCUACUGGAGAUUGAGAUAGACUCGCCUUGUGUCGCCACCAUCCAGGCUUUGAUCCUUCUAAGCUCCCAUGACAUCGGAUGCGGCAGGGAUGCGAGGGGGUGGGUCUUUAGCGAUGUGCUAGGCAUGGCGACACGAUUGUCAUUCAACCUAGGCUUACACCAAGAUUUAGAGCCCUAUAUAGCUAAAGGUGUGGUAAGCAGGGCUGAGGCCGAUCUACGCCGGGUUGUCUUUUGGGCUGCCUUCAUCGUUGACCAUGUCUGGAGCCUCCACUUGGGUCAGCCAUUCCGAAUGUCUAUGAAAGGCGUUACCCUUGAUAAACCGACACAAAGGGAAUGCUCGCAGCCUCUCGGGCAAUGGGUUCCGUACACUAGCCCUACCGCGAGCCAACCCUUCCUUCCCGUAUCAAACUACACUGAAGAAGUUUUUAGAAAUCAGGUUUCCCUCUUCGGUAUCAUAGCCCACCUCUGUGAUGCCUUUCACGGUGGUGCGACUAGCUCGAAGAGUGAUAUGCAAGCUCUUCACGCCAUGGUAGUCAAAAAGCUUGCGGAUUGGAAAAGCGGUCUGCCAGUCGAGCUAUUAGUAGACUUGCAUGAUCGGAAUGCACUGUAUCUCCCACAUGUUCUUUUACUUCACAUGCAGUAUUAUCAGAGUCUUAUCUACACUCAUCGCCCGUGGAUGUCUAAAAGCCGAUCACAGCAGGAUCAGGUACUCGCUCCUACUUCUAGUGAUUCCCAGAAGAUAUGUAUGGACUCGGCGAGCGCUAUUGCGCAACUUCUCCGGCUUUACGAGGAACGAUAUACGCUUCGGAGGAUAAACAUUCAGGCUGUAGCGAUCACUCUGUCCGCCGCUCUGCUACUGUUGUUUGCAUCGGUGUCUCACUACCAGCCAGAGAAGGGAAGCGAUAUAUUCCUAGAUCUUAACAUUUGUUACCGAGCGUUGGACGAGCUGGCAUCAGCAUGGGAUACAGCCAGGCGGGCUCGUGACCUUCUCAUCAGGCUGCAACGACUAUGGGCACAACGAUCGAGGAUUAAGACUGUACGCAGUGACUAUGAUGUCGGUGAUACAGGUAAUAGCUAUCCGAGCACGAGGAAGCGGCGGUGUGUACCAAACGAUGAGAGGUCAGAUAUACAUGUGUGGGGAGGCGAUGAUAUGUUAUCAUCUUCGGGAAGUCAUCUGGCCAACAAUGGCAACGAAGAUUCUAGCUUUAGCACAGAUAUAGAUUUUGAUUGGAUGCUGAGGACGAGCAUAGAAGGUAUGCCCGGGGACUGGGGCAAUAUUUUUGCAAUCCUCCCAAACUCCCUAGGGUUGGGUUAA
Fusarium sp. VM40 is the source of this 2325-nucleotide messenger RNA. Lineage: Eukaryota; Fungi; Ascomycota; Sordariomycetes; Hypocreales; Nectriaceae. The record is from the annotation of a GenBank genome assembly.